AUUCAAUUGUUUCAUGAAUGUAAAGUAUCUAUUUUCUUUUGGAAGGAUCUAGAUAGACAAUGUUCAAUUAUAAUAGUUCAUUAGGAAGGAUACAAGUGAAUCAUUCAUUAUUUUUUCCUAUGAACAAUAAAGUUUUAACACAUUUUACAACGGAACCAGUUGAAAUUUAUUUACCGAGUAUUAUUACUUCAACUAUAUUACUUAUUAUUAUUUCUAUGAUUGGAACAAUAGGUAAUAGUCUUGUUGUAUGGGCAUUUACAAAACAAGUUAAACAAGGUAUUAUUUCUGGCUUAUUUAUUCUAUUAUUGGCUUGUAAUGAUUUAUUUAUUUGUCUUAUUGUAAUUCCAUGUACAUUAUAUUUAGAUAUUUGGACAGGGGAUACAACUGAUUGGAUAUGUCGUGCACAUUUAACAAUGAAAGGAUUUGUUGUACCUGUUUCAGCAUGUAUAUUAAUGUUGAUAGCAAUGGAAAGAUUUUUAUUAAUCUGUUUCAUUCCUGGUAUACAAAUGCAACGUACACAUAUUGUAUUAUCAUUAGUCAUUAUAUUUUGCAUUGGUUUAUUAUGUGCUAUACCAAUGGGAUUACAUGUUCGUGCAAUUGAUUUAUUUAAAGAACGUGAUGAAUUAUUAGAUUUAAAUACAUUGAAAUAUGGAUUAUCCACUAUGGAAAAUGAAGAAUGGCUUGAUCAAUUACGUGUUUCAAAACGAUGCGACAAAGAUGACACAUACAUUAAUGAUCAGUUGUACUGGUAUCAUCAAAUUUGUGUACUCCUGUUAUUUUUAGUAUUAUUUCUUGGAACAGCUGGUGUAUAUGCACUGAUCUUUCUAUUUGUCUGGAGGCAUGAAUCAUUUAUGUAUGAGAAAUAUGGUAAUCCAAAAAUGAAAGGCAAUUGGGUACGUAUACAUGCUACACCGAAUUCUUCAGGUGAUAUAAAUGAAUCCAAAUGGAAUUCAAUUAAAAAACGGAUAUCAUUUCGUAAACAGUUAAAAGAAUCAAAUAAUUUACAAAAUGAACAAGGAGAUAAACAAAAUUCUAGUGUCUUUGAAGAUGAAGAAAGACAACAAUUGGAACUUCAGGACCGUCAACAAUAUGGACAGAGUUGCUUUGAACAAUUGUCUAGUUUAUCAUUACCUCAGCCAUAUCUAAAACAACAAACUUUGGGAAUUCAUCAACCUCUAACAGAUAUGACAACAUCGACAAGUUUUGUCACAUCUAAUUUAGACAGAAUAAGUUGUGUGUGUUUAUGUGAAAGAGAUAAUAACAAUGGAUUGAUUAAAACUAGUCAGUGUUCAAUUCCUAAAGAUAAACUAUUCAAUGACAAUAAUACUGAUAAAGAUAAUGAAGAGUCACAUUGUUCAAAGCUACUUGGCAAUAAGAAAACCCAGUGUACUAUAGAAAUAAAUAAUCCUCAAUUAUCAAGAACUGAAUUGUCAGCAGCUAAUCUAGAACGUAGACGUAAACCACAUGUUCGUACAGCUCAAACAUUAGCAUUAGUUGCAGCAAAUUUCAUUAUAUCUUAUACACCAUAUCUUGUUUAUACAACAAUGCCAAUACAAAAAAGACAAGUAGUUCUUUUAAAAGAUAAACCACAUUGGACUAUUCAAGUAAGACGUAUACUAUUUUACAUGUAUUUCAUUAAUUCUGCAUUGAAUCCAAUCAUUUAUUCUUGUAUGAAUAGACAUUUUCGUGUUUGUAUAAUCAAGUUUUAUACAGAUUUAAAGAUGAAAUUGAAAAGACAAAUAACAAGAUCAAUCAUAAAUGAUACUAAUCAUGAAUUGGUUUGUGUUGAAUUAUCACCUAAACCAACUGCUUCAAAUCAAUAAAAUUGUUUAAUAAACAAUAUAAAACAUAUCAUUUCUAUUUCAUUGAUUAUAAAUGAUCCAAGAUGAACUUUGUUUUAUCCAAUGGAUCCAAUUAGAUCAUUGAAUGAUUUCAAUGAAUCGAUUGGAUCAUUCAUUCAUAACUUUUAUUCUUAUUGUAUCUUAUUUAUGAAAUAUCAUCAUAUUCAUCUUAUUAUUAUUAUUAUAAUCGACGUAAUAUUCUUUCAAAAAUACAAUCAAUGGAAUGUGACCUUUUUUCAAAACAAGAAGAAAAGUCGAAGGAACAAGUUAGUUGCUACCCAGAGAGAGGCUUAGAAACAACAGUAACCAUAAAUAUUUAUGGUCUAACUAUCAUAUGACCACCUCUGAAUUAACUACUUUUAUAAAUCCAGUGUUCAUCUUGUUGUGCUAAUGAGGUAUGGCAACUUGAACCGAUGCAUAUAUGGGCCUGGUCCUAUGUUGUAGCUGACUGACUGAAUCUAACUAUUAUUGUAAAUUUUACGGACUAAUUUGUCUUGAUUUGAAUCUAUGGUUCAUGUUUAUGGAAGCAACUUCUACAAAUUCAACAAAUCUAAGGUGACAUUUUUAAACUCUAUAUGCCAUUAACCACCAUAAGUAUUUUAAUAUCUACUCUUAUUUGUUUAGAUAGUGCUUGUUUCAACUGAAUCCUCAAAUACUACAAUUAAUCCAUUUUAAUGAGUUAGAACAUCAAUGUAUACAAUCAAAUCUUGUAACGUAACGACAGAUGACUAUCAUUGAAACUAUGAGCUGAUCAAUGUUAGACCAUCAUUGAAAAACUCGAGAAUAAUGAUCGAUCAUUUAGUUUUUUAGUAUAAGAUUCUCGAGAAGUGCUCAUCCAUGAUAUCUUAUGCAAGAUACCGGCUGGAUGGUUCAAAGGAUGCAGGUUCGCAUGCAAAACUGAAGAUUUUGGGUUCGAAGCCCGUAUAUGGGGUUGUGAAAACGCUCUGCUGAGAACUUCAUGCUGAGAUCAAACCAUCGUCUAGUGUUUCUAGGUUUUCAAUGCUUUUCUAACAUUGUUUGGUUCAUGAUUUCAAUUGAAUUCAAUAACCUCUACAACUCCAUGAUGAAAAGAUGAUUAGUUUACAAAUUUGUACACACAAGUGAAGUUGGAGGAUCUGUCAUACAGUGAUCAUGUGACAUUGCAACUAAUGGACAUGUAGAAUAUGUGACUAGCUUGUAUGAAGGAAAUCUGUUAACAAAAAAAUUUACCGGUCCGGUUAAACAUUACAUUAUACUUCAGAUUUAGAUUAGUAAAUAUGCCAAAUACAAUAUUAUUAGAAGUGAAAUGAAAAAAACCUUCAUCUGAGCCACAAAUUUUCUCCGUUAUCAUUCAUUUCAAUGAUUUACAGUACCAUCUUCAACCUGGAACUCUUGAUGAAAAAUUGUUUGUUAUAUACUACUACUAUCUUAUCAUCGUAAUUUAAACAAAUGAAAAUUACUUACUCAAUACAACAGUCUACAAUAAUUCUACUCAGUAGUGUGAUAUCAUUUUUCAAAGUUCAUAUAUGGAAAGGCUCAAAUAUGUGAAUAUUUAAUGUGACGCUUCAGCUAAAGCUUGCUGAUAUCACACUGAUUUAGAUGAACGUAUGAAUAUGCUAUGUACUUAAAUCAUCCAUUUAACUCUGUAUAUUACCUAGGCUAACCCUGUUUGUGUGACGGCGCUAAUAACAAGCCAAAUACACAUUAUGUUAGAGGAAUUCCAUUCAAGCACUCGUUUAUCCAGAUAGAAAUUCAGAAUAAGAAGAGAGAGAUCAAAGCAAAACGGAGCGGAGAAGGUGAGGGAGAUAACUCGAUCUGAUUAAGUAUGACUCGGUAGUUAUAGUCAGACAAAAUUAGUUACAUUCACAUAAUGAAUAGGUUAAUCACUUAACACAUAUAUGCUUAUGUAAAAACAGUCAAGGUUAAUCGGCGAAUUACUACUCUGUAUAUUUGCAUUAAUUGGCUUGGGAAAUAUUUCUUUCACAACUUCAAACAAAAGAUUCUACUUACUUUUGUCUUUUAGAAGAAAUUGUGUAGGCAAAGUGAUAUGGUAAUAAAAUCACCACCUGAUUAAUAAUAUUAUUCAAUGAAGUUUGAUCCGUGUCGGGUAAUGACAAGCAUCUACCUCAAAUAAUGGAUGAAUAGUUGCGCAAACAUUUAUGGAUCGAUGAAAGUUAAACGUUAACAACGUUGGAUGCUGGUUCAGUGGUAUAGAGGUUAAGUGUUCACGUGAGAUCGAAAGUCUUGGCUUUAAAUCCUGCAUGUGAGAUCAUGGAUACACACUUCUGGCGAGUCCCAUAUCAAGACGAAACUGUUAUCUAGUGUUCUCCAUUCUGAUCAUCAUUCAACAAUUCAUUAUCAUGUUUUAAUCUAUGAUUUUCACUUUUUUCCCCAUUAAUAUUGACUUAUCUACUAGUAGAACACAUGUCACAAUCAAUUUAACCAAUUCAAAUUCAAUAAUGAAUGUCAUUUCUUCUUUUAUUUUGAUCAUUUCUAUGUUCAUUUUUGACAGGGAUACACAUAGUUUAUCAAAUGAUUUCAAUAGAUCAGCUACUAUCUUUAAAAAAACUGUUGCUUUGAAUGAUUCAAUAUUUAGAUGGUUUAAAAGAAUCAUUGUUGAUUAUUCCUUUUAAUGAAACAAUCUCAAUGAUUAUUGUUUCUUUUGUUUUCUUCUUCUUUUGCUUCUUCUUCUUCUUCUUCUUCUUUCUUAUCUGCCCUUGAAUAGAUAACGUUCAUUAUACAUUUUGUUUUUAAUCAUAAAGGUCAUGUAUGAUUAAUUUCUGAGGUAAAUUCAUUAAAUAAGUAAAUAUGAUCAGAUAAAUUAAAUAAUUGGAUGUUGUUUGUACAAAGAUUCUUAUCAAUGUUCCCAUGAUAUACAUAUGAAUAGAUUCAGAGGUGGAUAGAUUGACUGUAUAGAUAGAUAGAUAGAUAGAUAGAUA
Schistosoma haematobium is the source of this 4759-nucleotide messenger RNA. RefSeq lists its product as uncharacterized. Gene Ontology annotation, molecular function: G protein-coupled peptide receptor activity. The coding region runs from base 60 to 1823 and encodes 587 amino acids. The record is from RefSeq and is a predicted model, not a curated record. The transcript has 3 exons. Gene Ontology annotation, biological process: neuropeptide signaling pathway. Gene Ontology annotation, cellular component: membrane. NCBI's taxonomy places the organism in Eukaryota, Metazoa, Platyhelminthes, Trematoda, Strigeidida, Schistosomatidae.